GUCUCUCAAUAUGGCCGCAGCUCGGUAGUAAACCUGCGGAACUACCUGGAUUAUCUUAAUAAAACGUAUUUUACAAGCUCAUUUGGCACUGGAUUGUAACUUCGAGGUUUAAUCUGAAUCACCAUGAGAAGCAGCCGAUAGUUGUACUGUGUACUCUCCAGCCUGGAGAGGACCCUGGGAAGUACCACCCCUCCUGUCUGUCCCGGGACAGCCUGGACACAUUCGUUUCCCCCCGGGCCCAGAGUGGUGCCGAACUGACGGGGCCACACCUGCUGGGCGUGACUCCUGUGGGGCGGAGCAUGCUGAGCAGCUGUGGUUACUAUGGAGACGCAGGAUAAGCAGCAGGGGGAGGAUGCUGUUCCUCUGGGCCUGUCCACAGGGCAGGCUCUGGGGAAGCUCCGGGACCAGCUCACAGCUCUCUUAGAGCAGCACCAGAGGGCCACGCACCGACACUCAUCUGUUCUGGAUCGACUGACAAACAGCUUCCUGUUUCAUGGGAACCGUCACUCCUGCCUGCACUGGCCUGGUGUGGCCCUCUCUCUGUUGGUUAUAGUGGGGUUCCUCUGUUGUCAUGGCAGCCAACCCAAGGGCAGUUCUGGAGUGGAAUUGUCCAACGCUGCUGCUCUCCUGCUCCUCCUGCUGGUGAACCUGCUGCUGGUCAGGCGACAGCAGAGGCUCCAGAGGACGGAGAUGGUCGGCCGCCUCAGAGCUAUCAUAGGCCAGCUCAAUGAUUACCUGUCUGCUUGUAUGGGUGAUGUUCGCUGGGCUACAUCCAUGUACCCGGACCUUUACACCCCGACCUCUCCAUCUUGGUCCCUCCACUGGACCUACAGAGACUCCCAGCUUGUCAACUGUCCUGUAAGCCUGCUGGUGGAAGGAGACAUCAUCGCCUUGAGACCAGGACAGGAGGCUUUUGCUUCUCUUAGAGGGAUCAAGGAUGAUGAGCACAUUGUCUUGGAGCCUGGAGACCUCUUUCCCCCAUUCUCUCCCCCUCCCUCCCCCCAGGCCACAGACAAGAGAGGGCCCCAGAGUCCCCAGCACCACCGGCUCUUCAGGGUGGUUCGGACACCUGUGCUGGACACGGUCAAAAAUGGCCUGGAGUUGGCGCAGUCUCGACCGGUUACUGUGCUGGAUAAUGAACGCUUCACUGUGCAGUCAGUCAUCACCAAGUUAGUGUGCCCCGUGGUGUUGACUGCCUUUUUAAUUGUCAACACUAUCCGAUAUUUUUGUGAUGCUCCCAGUCUUACACCUCUAUGCUACAACUUCUUUCAGCUCCAGCUGAUGGGAGUCCUGCCCAUUCUACCGCUGCUCUUCCCGGUCAUGUGGGUCCUGGUAAAUGCAUUUGGAGAGGCACGAGUCCUGGCCGAGUUCAGCAAAGCAUCUCCAGCUGGCCUGCUUGCUAAGUUUUCUGAGGACACACUAAGCAGCUACACCGAAGUGGUUUCCUCUCAGGAGAUGCUGCGUUGUGUGUGGAGGCACCUGAUUGGAGUAUUGAAGGGAGACUCUCAGACACUGUGCUACACCUCGAGCCUUCUGCACACGCUGGGCUCUGUCACUGUUCUAUGCUGUGUGGAUAAGCAAGGUAUCCUGUCGUGGCCAAACCCUAGCCCAGAGACGGUGCUCUUUUUCAGUGGGAGAGUGGAGCCUCCACACAACAGUCAGGAUGACCUCAGGGAUGACAUGUCAGUCAACUCCUUCUGCAGGAUGGACACAGAAGAUGACCAAGAUGAGGCCCAGGAGGGAGAGGCACUACUGUGUCAGCCUGGAGAGUCCCAAGUGGAUGUUGUGGAGCCUAGUGAAAUGUCACAAGAUACUGCCCCAUCCACAGAGAACCUCAGACCUUGGAAAAGUGCACAGUCCACACGCACUCGGACCAAACACCACUCUGGGUCUAACGUGAGCUUCAGCCAUGACACAGAGGGAGGGGAGGAUGACCAAGGACAGGAGUUUGUGUUGGGAUGCCCUGAGGCUGAGGCAGACGACUUUGUGUGUGACUACCACCUGGAGAUGCUGAGCCUGUCCCAGGACCAACAGAACCCUGCUAGUAUCCAGUUUGAUGACCUGUCCUGGCAGUGUCACCUGCCUUCUCUCAAACCUCUGGGUCUGAACAUCAUGUUAAACCUGUGUAAUGCCAGUGUCACACAUCAACUCUGCAAAUUCUCUGACCACUUGUCCAACCUGGCCCUUCAGGAGAGCCACGGCACCGUGCAGCCUGUGUGCGUGCCGUGGGGUUUGUGUGAGCUCUCUCGACUCAUAGGGUUCACCCCAGGUGCACGGGAGCUGUUUAAACAGGAGAACCACCUGGCUCUGUACCAGCUGCCUUCAGGAGAAAAGACUAAGGAACUUGCUUCUCGUCGACUGCAUUACUUCAUCAAACGCCAUCCUCCCCUCUCUCACCUCAUCUCUCUGUUUGUGCGGGACUCCUCCUCCAAUCAUGUCCAGAUGCUCUCCCAUGGAUCAGCUGACCUCAUUCUGGAGGCCUGCACAGACUUCUGGGACGGGACAGACAUUUACCCCCUCUCGGGCUCAGACCGAAAGAAAGUUCUGGACUUCUACCAGCGUGCCUGUCUGUCCGGUUAUUGCUCAGCCUUUGCCUAUAAGCCCAUGCAGGUGUCCCUGUCCAGUCAGCUCAAUGGAAAAUGUGUGGAGCUCGCUCCAGGGCCCUGUGUGUUCUCUGGGCUGGAGCUGCCCUCCACUACCCCCCUCAAACAUGGCUCCUGCCGGAACAGCUGGAGUUCAGACGAGGGCAUUGGGGAGGGGGCAGAGAGAGAGGACUGUGUACAGGCCCUCAGCGGUCAGAUCUUCAUUGGAAUGGUGUCCUCACAGUUUCAGGCCAGACUGGAUACGGUCAGACUCAUCGAUGCUUUGGUCACUGCAUGUAUCCGCUUUGUCUACUUUUCAAUGGAGGAUGAACUGCGCAGCAAAGUAUUUGCAGAGAAGAUGGGUUUGGAGACAGGCUGGAACUGUCACAUCUCGCUGACGCCAAAUGGAGACAGUCCAUGUGAUGGAGCUCCCUCCAGCCCCAGCCACGGCUCUCUCCACGAGGACCUACAACAAGAUUCUCGUGAUGAAGCUGAGGGUCCUCUUCUGCCUGAGGAAGAGGCUCACUCAGACAUGGUCAGUUUCCAGCCCACAGACAGCGAUGUGCCCAGCUUCCUGGAGGACUGCAAUAGGGCCAAACUACCUCGUGGUAUCCACCAGGUUCGCCCGCACCUGAAAAACAUUGAUAAUGUGCCUCUGUUGGUGCCACUCUUCACAGACUGCACCCCUGACACCAUGUGUGAGAUGAUGAAGAUCAUGCAGGAGAACAGGGAGGUCACGUGCUGUCUGGGCAGCUCCGCCAACUUCCGCAACAGCCGCCUCUUCCUUCAGAGUGACCUCAGCAUAUCGUUGGACCCUCUGUACCCAUCACAGUGCUCAUGGGAGACUUUUGGUUAUGCCACUGGAGGGGGGUUCAGUGGGGAGCUGGAGGGCCUGUCCCCUCUAAGGCUGUCGGGGCAGCUCAACAGUCUGGGCUGUUCUGUCAGCUUCCAUCGGGGGGAGAGUGUCAGCAUGGUCCGUCUCAUUGAGCAGGCAAGGCACACCACCUAUGGCAUCCGCAAGUGCUUUCUCUUCCUCCUGCAGUGUCAACUCAGUCUUGUUAUCAUCCAGUUUUUAGCAUGCCUGGCCCAGCUGCCUCCCCCAGUUAAUACCACUGAUAUCCUGUGGGUGUCGUGCUUUAGCUGUCCACUGCUCAGCGUGUCUCUUUUGGGCAAACCUCCCGACAGUUCAGUGAUGACUGUAGCCACCGGAAAAAACCUCAAUGCCAUCCCGAAGAAGACUCAGAACUACUUUUUAGGCUGUUUCCUACUGAAGUUUGGCCUUUCGGUGUGUGCCUGUCUGCUGGCCUUCGGCUUCACUCUGCAGGAGGUCUGUAGCAUCAGUAAUAUGGGGCUCCUAGACAACAGCACUGCCAACUGUUCCUCCAUCUUCACAGUGAGCUCUUCUGCUGAGGCUCCUGACUGGUUUGGGCAGCUGUCGAGCAGUCUGCUACUGACUCAGAAGGUGAUGGCAGCCUUCCUGGUGUUACACACUGUGGUAAUUUCGCUGAGCUACGUGCAUCGCUCUCAGUCUCUGUGGAGGAAGAGUCCGUUCAGUAAUACCUGGUGGUGCCUGACUGUUCCUGUGGUUUUGCUUAGUCAGAUGGUGCAAGCUACAGUGGAUUACCAGUUAUGGCGAGACCAGGGCAGCCUCCUGGACUUCAAACUGCAGGAUAUCCCACUGUUAGCCUGGCUGCUGAUGUCUCUGUCCCCUCUGCUGGUGGUAGUAGUCAACGAGGCCGUCAAAAUGCAUGAAAUACGUGUGAGAGUGCGAUACCAGAAGAGGCAGAAGCUGCAGUUUGAGACUAAACUGGGCAUGAACUCUCCUUUUUAAGUUUGGUUCUGAAAAAACGGCCAAGAAACAGAACACUAACGACCAGCCAAGCCAUCAACCAAAUGUUCACUAUAGAGAACUAUAGAGAACUAUAGAUGACUGCAAUAUUUGUCCAAAGGGUGGUGGAAAAAUAUAUAAUUAUUUAUCUAAAUAGUUUUAAAGGCAUGAAGAAUGUUUUAUGAAGAGUAUCAUUGUGUCUGUACAUUGUUGCAUGGUCCUUAACACUCCAGAAAAAGCUGCACCACUUUUUAUUUAAAUAAUUAAUUAUUUGAUUAUAAUUUUAUGAAAUACUUUAAACAAUAUAUAAGAAUGUGUGUGGCUUUUUUGGGGUUAACAAAGCAACAUUGUAAAGUCAAUAAAGAAAUGUUUAAGUUUUGUAUCUCUUGUUAAAAUUGUGUUCCUACCCUGCCAGUUGUAAACACAUUUGCUCCCAACAAUGCUGCAUGAGAUUCAGUCCCUUUCAGUCUUGAACAAGGGAUCUACUGAUAUCCAUUGUUUUUAUCUGCUCAUAGACAACAACAAAAGACAUCAAAGUAUAUUUUGUAUUUUCUUAAAAUGGUUUUAAAAUGUUCGGCUUGAUUCUGUCCAGUUAAUGUGAAUAAAUUUAAUUUUAGCUAC
Periophthalmus magnuspinnatus is the source of this 5031-nucleotide messenger RNA. It is a transcript of the gene tmem94, whose product is annotated as transmembrane protein 94. NCBI's taxonomy places the organism in Eukaryota, Metazoa, Chordata, Actinopteri, Gobiiformes, Gobiidae. The transcript has 32 exons. The record is from RefSeq and is a predicted model, not a curated record. The coding region runs from base 322 to 4413 and encodes 1363 amino acids.